CCGCGCGCCCCGCCCGCCUGUCACGCGACCCGCCGCGCCGCGAGUGCUUUGCAAGUGAUGUCGACUUGUGACUAGUGCCAUGCUCGUGCUGCGCUGUGUCCUGCUGGCGGCACUGGUCGCCGCCGCCGCCGCCGCCUGGCAGGAGAACGUCAGGCCCAAGGUCUUCGCACAAUUAGGAGUCGACGACACGCACAAGUUUUUGGGAAACGAUACACACACUGAUUACUUCAGAUUAUUAUUAAGGGAUGGGAAUUAUCUCCUGGUCGGCGGCAGGAAUGUGGUCUACAACCUCAGUUUGACAGACCUGACGGAGCAGCGUCGGCUGGUCUGGUACUCGCCUGAGAAUGACGUCAAAAUGUGCGUCGUCAAAGGAAAGGACGAGGAGAGCUGUCAAAACUACAUCCGCGUCCUCGUGUCGCUGGGCACGGGCCGGCUGCUGGUCUGCGGGACCAACAGCUUCCGUCCCUUCUGUCGGGAGUACAGCGUGCAGCGCGACUCCUAUCACAUGGAGAGAGAGAAGUCGGGCCAGGCCGUCUGCCCGUACGAUCCCGAGCACAACUCCACUGCCGUGUAUGCUGAUGGCGAACUGUAUUCAGGUACAGUCGCAGACUUCAGUGGCAUGGAGCCGAUCAUCUAUAGAGAACCAUUACAAACGGAGCCGUACGAUUCAAUGACGUUAAAUGCUCCGGAUUUCGUAAAUUCUUUAGUGCACGGGAAUUUCGUGUAUUUCUUCUUCAGAGAAACAGCUGUUGAGUACAUCAAUUGUGGCAAAGCUGUAUUUUCUCGUGUCGCUCGUGUUUGUCGGGACGACCGCGGCGGUCCUCACCGGUUCAAGCAGCGCUGGACCUCAUUCCUCAAAUCCAGACUUAACUGCUCAGUAGCCGGCGACUUCCCGUUCUACUUUAACGAAAUACAAUCGACUACAGAGUUGAUUGAAGGCGUGUACGGUGGGCUCAACGCCCAGCUCAUAUACGGCACCUUCACGACUCCACCGAACAGCAUAUCGGGCAGCGCGGUCUGCGCGUUCAGCAUGCAAGACAUAGCUGACACCUUCGAAGGAACCUUCAAGGAACAGAACGCUAUCAAUUCUAAUUGGCUGCCUGUGAAUAGUGCUAAGGUCCCGGAACCUCGUCCGGGGACAUGUCACAACGACUCCAGGCAGCUUCCGGACCAGACGCUGAACUUCAUCAAGACGCACGCGCUGAUGGACGAGUCUGUGCCGGCAUUCUUCGGAGAACCUAUUGUUAUAAGAACUAGUUUUCACUAUCGAUUUACGCAAAUAGCCGUAGAUCCACAAGUGAAGACUCCUGGAGGAAAAGCGUAUGACGUCUUGUUCAUUGGCACAGACAACGGCAAAAUCAUAAAAGCCAUCAACGCGGUUUCCUACGACUCCAACAAGAGAGCAGUUCCCGUCGUGAUCGAGGAGCUGCAGGCGUUCGCGGCGGGCUCGCCCGUGCGCGCGCUGCGCGUGGCCCGCGCCGGCCGCGACGCCGCGCGCCUCAUCGCCGUGUCCGACCGCCAGGUGCUCAGUCUCAGGCUGCACCGCUGCUCCAGCGAGAAGAUUAGCUCCUGCUCCGAAUGCGUGGCGCUCCAAGACCCGUACUGCGCGUGGGACAAGCAGGCGGGUCGCUGCCGCGCUUUCUCUCACGGCGUCAGUCGUUGGCUCGACGAGAACUCCUUUUACCAGAGCGUCAGCACCGGCAGCCAUGCUGCCUGUCCUCACAGUAAAGACGCCGGUGCAGUAGGUGGUCUCAGUUCUGGUCUAUAUGAUGACGCCAGAGGUGAGACGAAAGGAGAGGUCAUCAACAUUGUACAAGACAAGGAUGGAAAAGGAGGGAGCGGGAGCAACGAAGGUCCCGAAGUCCUAGCAGCCGACCCUCCCCCAGCCGCGUACUCCGUGGAGACGCUGGCGCUGGCGGUGGCGGCGGGCGCGCUGGCGGCGCUGGGAGCAGGGUUCGCUGCCGGGUACAUCUGCGGGAGAAGGUGCAAGAAGGAUGAUGACGAUAACAUGCCUUACCCGGAUACAGAGUACGAGUAUUUUGAACAGAGGCAGAAUAUUAAUAGGAUCCAAGCCGAGCCCAAGCUGCUGCAGCAGGUGGAGGAGGUGACGUACGCGGAGCCGGUGCUGGCGCCGCAGCCGAAGCCGGCGUCGCCGCGCGCCACGCUGCGCAAGCACCCCCCCUACCACCCGCACCACGAGACGCUGUUCCAGUUCCAGCCCGACGCCUACCGCCGCGACAACUUCGGAACACUCCGCUCACAUCAGGUCAAUGGCGAUGGGUACCGGCGCGGCAAUGACAAUGGCUUCUCAACCACGCGCUCAGUGAAGAAGGUGUACCUCUGAGAAACAAGCGGGGCGGACUCGCGCGACCAAAUGCACCAUCAGAAACAUAAUACGCACCACCACCAUACGUUGGUGUCCCAGCGCAGCAGUGGCUCGGGCUCCGGGUCGGCGAGCGGCGGCGGGUCGUCGUCGUCGCCGUCGCCGCCGUCGUCGUCGCCGUCCCCGUCGGGCGAGCGGCCGCCGACGCCGCCGCCCCCCGCGCCGCAGCCCUGCGCCUACAUCUACCGCAACUAGCGCGCCGCCCCGCACACACACUCAGUGACAGAGACACCCUGUGACGACUACCCACACACACACUACCAGUGAUAGAGACACCUGUGACGUCGACACAUUCCAAAUUUUUGUUAACGAAAUUUGAAACUGUGACGGUUAUCCGAACGUGUUUUGUUAUCGACUGACAGUGACUACUACGGAUAUGACGUCAUCUCGCUUUUCGAACGUUGUUAGCGUUUUUGAACGUAACGAAUUACUUAUCGAUUUGUAACUUGAAAGAGUAUGUGGAUUGUUAAAUCAAUUUAAAAUGAGUAUAAAACAUUCUUCCAUGAAAACAAAUUAUAUACGUACUGGUGUUAUUCUACAAUCUAAAUGGAUCGUAUCUAUCAGAGGAUGUGAGACAAAUAUGUAUUUUUUUUAAAAGACGGAACAAUAUUAUCGAUUGAUGUAUGUAAGAUGAAUAAUGUAACAAAUUGUAGAUUGUUUAGAAUAUACAUAGUUUACAAAUAAAGUAGGUGAAAAUAUAAGUUUUUGUUGGUAACAUGUUAACGAAUAGUUAAUUUGAGAAUGUGAUUGUCAUUGCAGUUCUUUUCAAAUUCGCUCUGUUCAAUCUGCAUUUGAGAAUUGCAAUGGAGUCACUGUGACGCUUUUUUACAUAACUACUAUUUUUAGCAUACGUCAUUAAAUAUAGGGAAGUUCUCUUAUUCUAAAGUUUUAGCGUUAUUAUAACUCGACAACAUUAAUCGCAACACCACAAAUUCACCCGAAAAUCUAUAAAUGAGAAUAUUUUGUUGGCAUGACAUUACGAUAGGUGUUGUUUAGUGUUGCCAAGUUAUAUCUAUUCUAGUUUAAACGAUGAUUAUAAACAUUAUAGUUGAAAAACAAUGACAUUAUAAAAAAAAAACACAAAAUAUGAUAUAAAUUAUAUUUACCAUGUAUAAAAUGAUAUGUAAAGUUCUGAUACUUAUUCAUUCAUUAAAAAGUGCUUCUUAUGGGUGUAUUUAGAUUACUAGGAGAUCGUUUUGAUAAUUAUUGGAUAAUGUUAUAGAUUUAGCGAUUAUGUAUACAUAGAUACAUAUUAUAAUAGUUAAGACGGCACUGUGAUGCCACAUUGCCAAUUUAGAUUGUUGGUGCGCCAUUGUAAGUUACAACCGGUAACUGUGAUCAUUGUGUACAUACAUUCUGUGACACUAACGUCUCAUUUUGUCUACUGUCGUUUCUAUAAAUUAAACUUUCCAGAAAUGUGGGCCAAAACGUUUGUAAAAUCCUCUUUCGAAAGACGUUCCUGUUGCUAAUUUUGUAAUCGCCGCGGUUAUGUAGUUAUUCCCUUGUUAAUACCGGCUUCAUCAAGUUCAUUUGUAAACUAGCUAGCUGUUACUUUUCAUCCCGAAAUGUAUAGUGUUCAACCUCAUCUUCGCUCAUUGUUGACAAUUGAAUGUAUGUAAAGAAAAUGUCAAUUCUAUUUGUAAUGACUUAGUGCCUAAGUGUGUGUGACAGGAUUGUAAUUUGUACAAUACAAUGAUUCAGUUUUUGUUCUGGACUGAUGUUAGAGCGGAAUAAAGCGCCAUUAGAGUAGCGAUUACAGUAGACAAGACGUAAAGAAACUAUAGAUGUUGCCUCAGAACUCUCUCGAGAUCUCCGUCACUGUGCACACUACACCGUGCACUUGGCUAUUCGUUUUCCAACACGAAUUGUGAUACCUGGAGGUCACACUCGUCAGAGUAAUCCGGUAACAUACAAAACAUAAUUUUUAUACGCCAUAAUAAUAAAAAAAGGCAUUCUCAACAUUGCCUUCAUAAUACUCAUGUUUAAUUUCAUUUAUAUAAUACCAAAGAUGCCAUGAUUUUAAUGUAAAUUAUUUAUUUAUAGUAGUGAUUGCUAAUAACGUAUAUUACUUAAUCAAGUUGUUAUUUUAUAUGAAUAUAACUGCCAAUUUGUAUACUUAUUUUAUAAUUAACCAAAGUAACGCACACAUUGUUUUUUAAAUUAUAAAUCCAUGCCAUUUGUAGAGAUGCUUUUACAUGGCCGUAAUUGUUUGGAAAUUGUAUAAUGAGUUACAGACUGCGAAAAUGGCAAACUUUUUUGUAAUAUUUUAAACUUAUAAGCUUGCAGUCCUUAGUCAUUUAGUGAAUAAAGAUUAUUAUGCUGUUACAGAUUUACUGUUAUGACGUAAGAGUUGUAUGUAUGUAUAGACCGUUAUACCUGGCCCGCUAGCGACGCGCUUCCUUUGAAGUCGUCGAGUAAUACUUAGGGUUGCCUUCAAUACUUGGAUAAACAAUCUUCACGUUAUUGCCAUUUUCACAGUUUGUAAUGCGAAAUUAAUUAACACGUACAUACGUAAGUGAGGCUAGCACUUGUAAAUAGCAAGUUCUGUAAUGUAACGUUAGAUUUCGUCAAGUAAAUUAAGCGUUAGAGUUUAAGCGCAAGACAUUUUUGAAAGGUGAAUUGUUAAGAAUUGUUUUUGUAAAACUAAAGAUAUUGAUGAAAUGUACAAUAACCAUUUCUACGUUUAAAUUACUGAACCACCUUUUUAUACUCGUAAAGUUAAUUGUAACCGUAAACAUGCCUGAGAAGUCUCUUGUAUUAAGCAUAAAAUAUUGAUUUAUAAUAUAUUGAGAAUUAUAUAGAUUGUAUCGUAUGUAGACUAUUAUAGACCGCUUAAUUUUGUUUGGAACUCGAAGCCUUAGUGUUAGAAAUUGAAGACUUUUAUUGAAAUAAAGAACUAAGUAACUGUAAUAACAGAGGUUGGAUUGGAAAAUGAUCCGCAACUUUUAUUAAUAUAAUGUUAAGGUAUAGCUCGUUACGUCACGUUACUCUCAGACUAUCCAUCACAUACUAAUCUAUGUUAUAGCAUGUAAAUACGAGGGUUGAGUUUUGAAUGAGGAGGGUAUGCGCCACUUUUCACUGAGACCAAUGUGCCCUGUACUAUGAACUCUUAAAAGAAUACUGUUAUCAUUAUGGAAGUUAGAUGACGCAAUAAAUGGAUGGCGGCAUCUCGCUUCCACUACGGCAAAAGUCUUUAUUUAAAAAUUCAUAAUAUGGGCACUGGUAUAAUGUUUACGCAACACGCUAUUCGUUUAAGAUUUUACAAAACGUUAAAGUAUAUACCCUAAAUUAUAUUCACUUUAAAUGACUAAUGCCUUAGUGCAGACUAGAGGAUAUGCCACGACUCUCAGUGAACUGUAGGCCUCACACGAAAGGACAAUUGUUUUCGCUGCGUGUGCAAUAUUUUUCUACUUGAAAGUUUUCUCGGAAUUCUAAUUUCAAAAUUGUUGCAUAGAAUUUUAAAAUUAGAAUUGUAACCGCAACGCAUAUUUGUGUUUACUACGUGAAGAAAUCUUUACCACAAAAUGUUUAACGAAAAUAUUAGGUAGAUAUAGAAUAUGAAAUUGAGAAAGCUGCUAAUAUUUAAAAUGCAUGUAGAGCCAUUUAUUCAUAUUUGUCACCUGAACCCUGACAAAGAUUAAAAGUAUUUUGUGGUAAAGAGACGCGGGACGGUAAAAUAUGAAGUAACUAUGGGAAGUGCCUAACUAUAUUACCUAUUUGCACCUGUAGUAUUAACGGAACCCCGUUAGCUCCCAUAAACCGACCAUUAUCUCAUUACCAGAUUUUAUAUAAGCGUUUGCUUUAAAUUAAAUCUAUGUUUCGUCUUGCAAAAUAAUGCCAAAGGCAAAACACAGGUUAAAUUAAACUGUUGACUUCCAUGCUAAAUGGUAGUGAGUUUCUAAUAGUGUGCCUUUAGUAUCGCAUAGUGACCGCCCUUUAGAAACUCGAAAAAAGAAAAUUGGAUUAGGUACUUAUCUAUCCAUUUAUUUUUGAACCUCAUGAACAGUCAUUACUUCGUACAAUUUUACUAGUAGUCAUAACGUAUACGUCAUCAUUUACAGAUAAAUUCACUUAUUACAUUACCUGUUAUUCCAAUUCACUAUGUCUAUACCUGAUGAUAGUUUGGUAAUAUAAUAUCCCUAUGAUUAUAAAUUACCUUUUCAUUCACUCAUACAUUUUUCUGUACUCUCUUAUGAUGAUUUGCUCUUUACUCCAGCGACAUUAAAGGUGAUGUAGCCUCUGUUCUGAUUAUACUCUUUGCCUUGUCCUCUCACUUUGUUACAAAGAGGGACGGAGCACAGACUAGACUUAAAACAGAGACUAAAUUUAGUUUAUUUUAAGGCAUAGGUUUAAGUAGGGGUUUUAUAAAUAAUAAUGCAAACGCAAUUGCAGUGAUAGAACUGUUACACCUUAUUCGCUGCCCGUAUUUAUAGAGUGCAAUUUUUUUAUAACUAGAGACAAAUAGAUUGUAAAACAUUGAUUUGCAAAAUAUGAAAUAGUGAGCUCGGUGGGAGCAAAGUUUUAUAUUUUACUCUUCAUUGUUUCAAAUGUUAUGAUCAUUUUCUCAUUAAAAUAUUAUUAAUAUUAUGCUAAAUAUUUUAGCAAAGGAUAAAAUGUAUUCCUUUUCUUUAGUAAAUAAAAUAUUGAAACUCGAAAA
Molecule: messenger RNA, 7040 nt
Organism: Trichoplusia ni (cabbage looper)
Lineage: Eukaryota; Metazoa; Arthropoda; Insecta; Lepidoptera; Noctuidae
Gene: Sema1a
Product: semaphorin-1A
Exons: 17
Coding region: 80-2344 (754 amino acids)
Biological process (GO): positive regulation of cell migration; semaphorin-plexin signaling pathway; neural crest cell migration
Molecular function (GO): semaphorin receptor binding; chemorepellent activity
Source: RefSeq, a predicted model, not a curated record